This is a messenger RNA of Puntigrus tetrazona (Sumatra barb), 2452 nucleotides long. It is a transcript of the gene mcm7, whose product is annotated as minichromosome maintenance complex component 7. Gene Ontology annotation, molecular function: single-stranded DNA helicase activity; ATP hydrolysis activity; single-stranded DNA binding. Gene Ontology annotation, biological process: DNA replication; DNA replication initiation; DNA strand elongation involved in DNA replication. The record is from RefSeq and is a predicted model, not a curated record. NCBI's taxonomy places the organism in Eukaryota, Metazoa, Chordata, Actinopteri, Cypriniformes, Cyprinidae. The transcript is spliced from 15 exons. The coding region runs from base 164 to 2329 and encodes 721 amino acids. Gene Ontology annotation, cellular component: nucleus; MCM complex.
GACCCGCUCUGAUUGGUGGAACUCGGCAGCAGAAUCGCGCCAGUUUUUGCAGCUUCUCAGCUCUUCAGGCAGAGCUGCAUCAUCAGUCAGGAAAACAUUUUUUAGCUAAAAUAUUCAUACAUUUACCUUUAGUAACGUGAUUAUUCCACAAUUCGCAACAAACAUGGCACCAAAGGAUUACAUGGCGGAGAAGGAGAAGUGCAGGCGCUUCCUGCAGGAGUUCUACAGCGAGGAUGACUCCGGGAAGAAGGUGUUCAAAUACGGCGCUCAGCUGGUGUCCCUGGCGCACCGUGAGCAGGUGGCGCUGGUGCUGGAUCUGGAUGAUGUGGCGGAGGAAGACCCUGAGCUGGUGGAGAGUGUGUGUGAGAACGCCAGGCGUUAUGCAGGACUGUUUGCGGACGCUGUGCACGAGUUGCUGCCGGAGUACAGAGAGCGAGAGGUUGUGGCAAAGGAUGCCUUGGAUGUUUAUAUUGAGCACCGGCUGAUGAUGGAGACCAGAGGUCGUGACCCCGCAGAUACACGUGACCCUCGGAACCAGUAUCCAGCUGAACUUAUGCGCAGAUUUGAGGUGUAUUUCCGUCCUCCGUCCACGCUGAAGCCCAAGGUGGUGCGUGACGUGAAGGCCGACAGCAUUGGUCAGCUGGUGACCGUCAGGGGAAUCGUCACCAGAGCCACGGAGGUCAAACCCAUGAUGGCCGUGGCCACCUACACCUGUGAUCAGUGCGGAGCGGAGACCUACCAGCCUAUCUCCUCUCCCAGCUUUACGCCGCUCAUCAUGUGUCCCAGUCAGGAGUGUGUCACCAACAAAUCUGGAGGACGGCUGUACCUGCAGACACGUGGGUCAAAGUUCAUCAAGUUCCAGGAGCUGCGCAUUCAGGAGCAUAGCGAUCAGGUGCCGGUGGGAAACAUCCCUCGCAGCAUGACCAUUUACGCUCGGGGAGAGAACACGCGUGUGGCGCAGCCUGGAGAUCACGUGGCUGUUUCUGGAAUAUUCCUUCCUCUGCUGCGCUCUGGAUUCAGACAGGCUGUACAGGGUCUGCUGUCAGAGACGUAUCUGGAGUGUCACUGCAUCACACUGAUGAAUAAGACUGAGGAUGAUGAACUGGGAACUGAAGAGCUAAGUGAUGAAGAGCUGCGUCAGAUCACUGAGGAGGAUUUCUACGAGAAGCUGGCAGGAUCGAUCGCUCCAGAGAUCUACGGCCAUGAGGACGUGAAGAAGGCUCUGCUGCUGCUGCUGGUGGGUGGAGUGGAGCAGGCUCCCCGAGGGAUGAAGAUCAGGGGGAACAUUAACAUCUGUCUGAUGGGAGAUCCAGGUGUGGCCAAGUCUCAGCUGCUGUCCUACAUCGACCGUCUCGCCCCUCGCAGUCAGUACACAACAGGUCGUGGCUCGUCCGGCGUGGGGCUGACGGCGGCGGUCAUGCGUGACCCGGUCACUGGUGAGAUGACACUGGAGGGCGGCGCUCUGGUGCUGGCCGAUCUGGGCGUGUGCUGCAUAGACGAGUUUGAUAAGAUGGCCGACACUGACCGCACAGCUAUCCAUGAGGUCAUGGAGCAGCAGACCAUCUCCAUCGCCAAGGCCGGCAUCAUGACGUCUCUGAACGCACGCUGUUCUAUCCUGGCCGCAGCGAACCCUGCGUACGGCCGCUACAACCCUCGCAAAACCAUCGAGCAGAACAUCCAGCUGCCGGCGGCACUACUGUCGCGCUUCGACCUGCUCUGGCUCAUCCAGGACAAACCUGAUGCAGACAAUGACCUGCGUCUGGCGCAGCACAUCACAUACGUGCACCAGCACUGCAAGCAGCCGCCCACACACUUCAGCCCCAUCCACAUGAAGCUCAUGAGGCGUUACAUCAGUAAAUGUAAGCAGAAGCAGCCGGUGGUCCCUGAGACUCUGUCUGAUUACAUCACAGCUGCGUACGUAGAGAUGAGGAAAGAGGCACGAGUCAGUAAAGACACAACCUUCACCUCAGCCCGCACACUGCUGUCCAUCCUGCGCCUUUCCACUGCCCUGGCUCGUCUGCGGAUGGUGGAGGUUGUAGAGAAGGAGGAUGUUAAUGAGGCCAUGCGACUAAUGGAGAUGAGCAAAGACUCGCUACAGGCCGACAAGACCAGCAACACCAGGGCGCAGCGCCCAGCGGACGUGAUCUUCUCUCUGCUCCGGGAGCUGGCCGGCGAGGGCUCGGCGAGGUCUGUACGUUUGGCUGAGGCCGAGCAGCGCUGUGUGUCUCGAGGCUUCACUCCGGCACAGUUCCAGGCCGCUCUGGACGAGUACGAGGAGCUGAACGUGUGGCAGAUCAACCAAGCUCGCUCACGCAUCACGUUUGUGUGAAGAAACACCAGUGACUGGACAUGAUCUCAUGCCUUUCAAUCUUUCUGCCUGAUCUUUUGGGAAGAGGAGACGAGUUUAGUUUGUUUUGCUUUUUAAUUACCUGAAAUAAAUGCUGUAAAUAGA